AUGUGUGUAUCAUUAUCGUUCGCCGCACGAAAGUUGAACUAUUUCUGGAUAGUUGAGAAGAAAAACUUGGAAGACAAGCGGGCAGAGCUACGCAACAAGGAGAGGGAGCUGCAGGACAUCGAGGAGAAGCAUCAGGUAGAAAUCAAAAUCUACAAGCAGCGCGUAAAGCAUCUCCUGUACGAGCAGCAGGAUGACGUCACCGCCAAGAAGAUGUCGGCGGAGGUGUCUCUGAAGCUUGCCCAGGACGCACACCGAGAAGAAGAGAGGGAAUUGAAAGUGGACAGGAGGGGGCUCAGGCUCGGGGCAAAGGAAAUGGGACUGAGUCACGAGGCGUACCUGAUGACGCUGAAGCAGCAGCAAGACCGGAACAUCACGAUGCUCAAGACGGAAUUCGAGAGGAAGGCCGGGGAAGUGCACAAGAUAUUUGAGAAGGCCAUGAAAACGGUCCGGGAACGGCUUGACGCAGCGAGAAAAGCGGAGACGGCGAAGAUCGAGGAGCGAAAAAACUCCCACAUCGAGCGGCUCAUGAAGGCGCAUGAGAAGGCCUUCGCUGAGAUCAAGAACUACUACAACGACAUCACGCACAACAACCUCGACCUCAUCCGUUCCCUCAAGGAGGAGGUCGCCGACAUGAGAAAGCGGGAACAGCAGGACGAGAAGCUCAUGUACGAGAUCGCCCAGGAAAACAAGAAGAUGUCGGAGCCGCUCAGGAAGGCCCGACAGGACGUGGAGAGGCUUCGGCAAGAGCUAGAACGGUAUCGACAGGAGCAGGAACAGCUGAGACAGACUAAGGCCAGGGUGCUCGUUAUGGAGGAGCGACUCCGGGACCUUCACUGGGAAGACGAGGUGCUGGGCCAGCGGUUCGCGAUAGUCAGUCGAGAGCGGGACCAGCUGAGGGACCGUUUCCAGGACUCUGUCAAGCAGGCUCAGCAAAAGUCGGGCUUCCGGAAUCUCAUCCUCGAGAGGAAGCUCGGGGGGCUUGCAGAGGAGGCUGAGAAAAGAGACGCGUGCGUUAACGAGGUCGGUGGGGAGUGA
Messenger RNA from Ectocarpus sp. CCAP 1310/34, 1035 nucleotides. Lineage: Eukaryota; Phaeophyceae; Ectocarpales; Ectocarpaceae. The record is from the annotation of a GenBank genome assembly.